AUGGUUACAAAAAGAGGAAGAGGAGGAGGAAGAGGAAGAGGAAGAGGAGGGGGUGUAGUAUCAAGAUCCACUACUACUACUACUACUACAACUACAACUAUAAAUGACAAUACCACUAUAAAAAAGAAGAAACAACAAGAAGAAAUAGUACAACAACAAGAAGAAGAAGAAGAAGAAUUGGAACAAGAAAAUGAUAUCCAACAAUCAUCAGAUGAAGAAGAAGCAAUAGAUUACUUUACAUUUAAAUCAGAUAUAAACAAGACAUCAAAUAAUACUCUAUCUCAAAUUAAAUUGUUGGAUGAUGAACAAAUAACCAGAUUAAUAUCAAAAACAGAGACUACACACAAAAAAGAAAAGAUGAAUCUAUCAAAAUCAAACAAGAACAAAUUUUGUGAGAUGUAUAAUGAUUUAAAGUUUGGUCACAAUGUUUUAGUGUAUGGAUAUGGAAGUAAGAAAUCAUUCUUGGAAUCAUUUGUCACCUCUUUACGAUGUGCAGAUGGUCCAUUUAUACCAAUCUAUGGAUAUCUACCUCAUUUCAAGAUAAAGAGUGUUCUCGAUUGUAUCACCAACACUCUAUUCAAUUGUAAAUCUCCAAACUUUUCUUCUUUUAUGAUGCAAUGUGAAUACAUUAAAAGUUGUUUUGAGGAAAAAAGAAAUUUAGAUCAACUCUAUAAAUAUAAACAACAACAACAACAACAUGGGGAUGAUGGAAAUAAAAAUGACAAUAAUGAACAAGAUGAAUAUGAACAAGAAACAAACAAUGAUGGUACCACUACGGCUACCACUUUUAUACAAUCAACCAACUUUAGUAACUAUAGUUGUUUAUAUUUAGUGGUACACAAUAUAGAUGGUGUAUCACUUCGAAAUAUUAAAGCACAAACAAUAUUAGCAUUUCUUGCAACGAUUCCACAAAUACAUAUUAUUGCAUCGAUCGAUCAUCUCAAUGCACCUAUACUUUGGGAUGUCAACCAUGAGGUACAAUUUAAUUGGAUAAGACAUAGUGUACCUACAUUGGAGCCCUAUUCAAUUGAAUCAAACUACGAAGUAUCACUACUCAAUCACAAAAGUACAAGUGGUGGUCAUAAUUCAUUUAUCAAAUCUAUAUUAAUUGUACUUAGAGCACUUCCACCAAAUUCAAGAAAUGUUUUCCAACUAUUAGUUGAACAUUUUUUAAAGAAUCAUCAAAUAGGAGACAACAAAGAUAAUAACAAAGAUAAUAACAAAGAAAAUAAUAAUAAUAAUAAUAAUAAUAAUAAUAAUAAUAAUAAUAAUAAUACAAUAUCAACAUCAUUAAAACAAAAUCAACAAAGAAUAUCAUUUGACCUUUUCUAUGGACUGGCAUUUGAUCAAUUCUUGGUUUCAUCACACUCAAUGUUGAAAGCAUUGUUAUCAGAGUUUAUCGAUCACAAGAUUAUUAAAAGUACUGUAGAAAGUGGAGAAAAUUAUCUUUCAAUACCAAUAGAUCGCUCAUUUCUUGGUGGAUUAUUAAAAGAGAUUAAAGAUUUAAUUUGA
Molecule: messenger RNA, 1512 nt
Organism: Cavenderia fasciculata
Lineage: Eukaryota; Evosea; Eumycetozoa; Acytosteliales; Cavenderiaceae
Gene: orcB
Product: origin recognition complex subunit 2
Exons: 3
Coding region: 1-1512 (503 amino acids)
Biological process (GO): DNA replication
Cellular component (GO): nucleus; nuclear origin of replication recognition complex
Molecular function (GO): DNA replication origin binding
Source: RefSeq, a predicted model, not a curated record